Molecule: messenger RNA, 1405 nt
Organism: Chinchilla lanigera (long-tailed chinchilla)
Lineage: Eukaryota; Metazoa; Chordata; Mammalia; Rodentia; Chinchillidae
Product: olfactory receptor 5AU1
Biological process (GO): sensory perception of smell; G protein-coupled receptor signaling pathway
Cellular component (GO): membrane
Molecular function (GO): G protein-coupled receptor activity; odorant binding; olfactory receptor activity
Source: RefSeq, a predicted model, not a curated record
GUCACAUCCCAACAAGUUCCACUUUACUCUUAACUAUGGUUCACUCUCCACUUACUAGAAGUUCUUAUAAGUUAUUUCUGCCCUGCGAGUUGUACCACCAUUUCUUUGAAGUUCUGUAACAUGCCUGGAAGCCCAGUUGGCUUCUGACCCUAAUGUGGCCAAUGACAUUUGCAGAACUGCCCACAUUCUGCACUCUCGGAAUGUACUGUAAAGUAGCGGCUGUUGGAUUAAGACCAAAUUGCAUAUGUUUCUUUUAUGUUUUCCAUCGCUGCUCAAGUAAUGCUUACCAACUUACCAAGGAGCCCACCAGCCAAGUAGAGAAGACCACACACCAAGCCACAUUUCCUCAGUAAGACUAACUUCUAAGAGGUUGCCUUAGGGCAGAGUUAACCCAGUAAGCCCCUGGGUGUUCAAACUCACUUUCCGUGGUGUUCACACCCAAAAGCUCUGGAUAAUGAUGAAAGCAAACCUGAGCUGAGGGGUGGGGUUUGAACUCUUGGGUCUCACCAGAGACCCCCAGCUCCAGAGGCUGCUCUUUGCACUGUUCCUGGGCAUGUACACCGUCACUGUGUUGGGGAACCUGCUCAUGUUCCUCCUGAUCCGUGAGAGCGCUGCCCUGCACACACCCACGUAUUCCCUCCUGAAGAGCCUCUCUUUCUUGGAUAUCUGCUACUCCUCCACAGUGGUCCCCCAGACUCUGGUGAAUUUCUUGCUCCGCCCCAAACCAACACACUUGGUCAAGAGAAAGGUGAUCUCCUCUCUCGGCUAUGUGGCCCAGAUGUUCUUCUACGCAGGCUUCACCACCAGCGAGUGCUAUCUCAUCGCUGCCAUGGCCUACGACCGCUACGCUGCCGUCUGUCACCUGCUGCUCUACUCCGCCAUCAUGUCUCCUGGGGUCUGCGGCUGUCUGACUGUGGGCUCCUAUAGUGCAGGCUUUCUCAAUUCUCUCAUCCACACGAGCUGCAUAUUCAGUCUGAAAUUCUGUGGUGCUCUUGUGAUCACUCACUUUUUCAGGCCACCCGUCUUAUCCCUGUCCUGCGUAGACACUUCACUCUGCGAGAUCCUGCUCUUCGUUUUUGUUUGUUUUAACCUUUUGAGCUGUACCCUCACCAUCCUGGUCUCCUACUUAAUCCUCAUCACCAUCCUCAGAAUGAAAUCAGCCCAGGUCAGGUUCAAGGCAUUUUCCACCUGUGCUUCCCACCUCACUGCCGUCUGCCUCUUCUUCGGCACAACUUUUUUCAUGUACCUGCGCCCCAGGUCCAGCUAUGCCCUCACCCAGGACCGCACAGUUGCUGUGAUCUACACAAUGGUGAUCCCAGUGCUGAACCCCUUAAUCUACUCAUUGAGAAACAGGGAUGUGAAGGAUGCCCUAAGAAAGGCUUUGGGCAGAAAAAGGGUGGAGUGA